Nothobranchius furzeri (turquoise killifish) is the source of this 2938-nucleotide messenger RNA. RefSeq names its product neuron-derived neurotrophic factor, like (gene ndnfl). Gene Ontology annotation, molecular function: heparin binding; protein binding. The record is from RefSeq and is a predicted model, not a curated record. NCBI's taxonomy places the organism in Eukaryota, Metazoa, Chordata, Actinopteri, Cyprinodontiformes, Nothobranchiidae.
ACACGGAGUCACACAUGAGCCCAUUUGAAUUGCAAGUGAGCUGCAUUCACUAUGACAGGAGGAGGAGGAAACAAGUAAAAAAUAACAGGAGGGGCGACAAAAGAAAAGACUCAGGUGCCUUACUACUGAGGGGAUGACAUUCACACACUGUUUAGCAGGACAAGCGUCCACGUGUGAAGGUCUAGGAGAUGGAGAGGAAGAGUGAGGAAAGUCACACGGCUGGGGAAUCGAGGAGCUGGGACAUCCCCGAGGGGACACCUGAACUGUGUUAUAGAGACACCUCCUGAACUACGGCAGCUCAUGGGAACACCUGACAACAACCUGCUGUCGCUCCUCCUCUCCUCUCAUCCUUCUCUCCUCCUCUUCCUCAUCCUCCUCCUCCAUCCUCUCUCUGUCUCUCAUUUGAUCCCAUCCCUCACUCCCUGCACCACAGAAGGAAAGCGUGAGCUGAGAGAAGAGUCUGGGAGAGAGCCGUAUAUCGUAAAGCAACGGAGGAAGGCUAAAUAGUGGGAGAGGAUGGCGCUUGCAUCACUGUCCUGGUGCUUUGGUACAGCUUUGGCCCUGGUUUGUGGUUCUUUGUGGCCCCAGGUCCACUCGGCGCUUUCUCCUGAGAACGAGGUGCCGCUUCGUCCAACCACAUGGUUACCGGAGGGGAAGAUCACCUCCGUAACUCUUCCAAAAGGACGAACUCGAAGGUUGUACUUCACGCUUAAGAAGAAGGCCCCAGCGAUGUCGGUUACUGUCAUUCCCUGUGACCUCGCCAUCGAGUGGAGCUUGACUGCUCGUUCCCUGAAGGACAAACCCAUCAUGAAGCAGCAGUGGAGCACCAAGAAGAGCAUGCCCGAGGUGUGGUGGCGCGGUCCUGGCACCGAGGAGAAUCUACACAUCUUCACAGGUGAUGCAGUGGACACCUACAGUGGUCCUUCCCUUCCACAUGCUUCCAUCUACAUCCUGAGGCUCCGGUCCAAACAGCAGAGCACAAGAGCAACGGUGUUCCUCCAUGAAGGCUUGGGAUCCUCAGGCGUUUUCCCUGUGGUCCCGGCUGACCGGCAAGUUCAAACUUUAGGUGUGGGCAUGACUAGUGUCACCCUCAGCUGGGCGCCCAGUGCCUCCAUAACCAGCCACCCACAAGCAGACAACAGUUAUUACUGUGUCCUCGUCAACUCUCUGCAAAACUACCCCAGCCUUUGCGCUGCACAACAGAGCGCGAGGAAGAAGAAAGAUCAGAAAGAUGACAAGGUGGAGAAAAAAAGGAGAGGGACAGUGUGGCCGAUUUUGAAAGAGUGGUGGUGGGAGCAGUGGGACACUUAUCCCGAGGCUGAAGGUCUGUCCACGCCCCUAGCUGAUGCUGAUCUUCAGUGUGCAUGUCGGGGGACAGAGAGCGUUUGUACCGUCUCCGAGCUCCUGCCUGACACGCCGUACUACUUUGACGUUUUUGUGAUCGACAAGGUGAAUAGGACCAGCUCGGUGUACAAGGGAACAUUUGCUCGGACACACGAGGAAGCUCGAACAGCGAUCACUCCACUGAGAGAAGGAGAGCUCAGGUGGGUGACCUUUAAAAAUGACGGCCUAAGCUCGGAACAGUUGUUCAGCUUUCGUCCUCGGGGCUUGCAGCAGAGCGGCCUCUUUACCUUACAGAGCUGUGGCGGGGGUGAAAAGAUUAAGGUAACCGUGUCUAGCAAGGGAAAAGUUUUGAGCUCUCAGAGUGUGGGGGGUGAUUUGGUGCACAUUUGGCUCCAGGGAAGUCCUUUCUAUCUCAUCCACUUGCAGCGAGAAGGAACUACCGCUGGACAGGCUGCUUCUAACACAGGAACAACUCUACAAGCUUCGGUCAAAAUCCAGAUUUCAUCAGCGUACCACCGUAGAGGGGUCCCAUCGCUGCCUUCCACCUUGCAGAUCAAAUCCUUCAACAGGUUGCGUGGUUGCAACAGUGUCACUCUGGCCUGGAUGGGUACGGAGGAGAGAAGCCUGUACUGCAUUUACCACAGGAAGCUUGGUGACCACGAGGCAGAAGCUGCGGGAGCAUCAUCUCUAUCUGCACCCUGUCUGGGCCCAGAGUCCCGCUCUGACACUGAGAGGGUUCUCUGCAAGUAUUUCCAAGAGCUGAAUCCUCGAAGGGCCGUCACCACAGCUGUGAUCGGGGGCCUGGAGCCUGGAACAGCCUAUGUGUUUGAUGUCUAUCUAAUGAGACGCUGGGGGAUUCCUGUCAAGUAUGCCAGCAAGAUGGUGAAAACCAGAAAGGAAUGCUAAGCUGCCGCCCCCUAGAGGACAUUUUGAAACUUUCCCUGUUUAUGGGAAAACACAUCAGCCAUGGACAUGCUGUAAAGACAGGCCAAGACUUCGAAGCCCUUCGAUUGUUAUUGAGAGAUUUUUAGCAACAAGAAAAAAAAAGAAAUGUUCUCUCGGAGAAACCGUGGUCACAUUCAAACACCACUAACUCCACCAGCGUGAGUGGACAGAAAGCAUCCGGGAAGGAUCUGCACACCAGCAAACGUCCAUAACAUUUACAAUGCAACCCUUGUAGUCUUGUCAUUUUGUUUCUCAUUGUUGAAAAUGAUAAAGAUGUGCCAGUUGUCCACGUGCUGGUUCUGGGUCUGAGUACAAAGGACAGGUGAGGUUUGUGAUGACAGAACGUCAGAGACAACAUGACUGUGCCAAAGAUGCAACAGAAGCAGAUGGGACAAUAAUUAGAUAACAUCUGAGGCAGGGUGUGUGUGUGUUGCUGUGUAUAUUACCGGUGCUGCAUAUUGUACAGGCUUGUAAACAAAGGAGAUGCAAAUUAAAGACACUACAUUCGCAUAAGUGUGUAAUUUUGUGUUCUGCUUUUGCAUGAAGCAGUGAAAAAUGCCUACCUUGUAACUUGCCUCAUUGUCUUUUAUGUAUUCUUGUGCUGCUUCAAACUAGCCAAUAAAUACUAGGAUGUCUGUGUAUGACUGUA